Messenger RNA from Entelurus aequoreus (snake pipefish), 7200 nucleotides. Its product is annotated as adhesion G protein-coupled receptor F5-like. Gene Ontology annotation, biological process: cell surface receptor signaling pathway; G protein-coupled receptor signaling pathway. The coding region runs from base 136 to 5373 and encodes 1745 amino acids. NCBI's taxonomy places the organism in Eukaryota, Metazoa, Chordata, Actinopteri, Syngnathiformes, Syngnathidae. The record is from RefSeq and is a predicted model, not a curated record. The transcript is spliced from 37 exons. Gene Ontology annotation, cellular component: membrane. Gene Ontology annotation, molecular function: G protein-coupled receptor activity.
UUGCAGCCACUUCUCCGAAGACAGCAAGAACUCGACUCGGUGGAAGAAACAAGACACUCUCGCUGGAAUAAGAGAACGUUAUCGCUGACAGACAACACAAGAAGAGUACUGCUUCUGGACGUCUUUCUCGUGGAGAUGAACUCAUCAAAGGCAGUCAAGCUCACCUUUGUCCUGCUUUUGGCCGAGUCCUUGUUGCAUGACAUCGGGUGGUCCCCGCAGUCUGCCAUUACAUUGUUCAAGGCGCUGACACGCAAACAACUUGACAGUCAUGGCCGAGAGAAAAGAAGUGGUGUGCUCCAAUGUCCGACCCCAAUAGAAGUGGACGUUGUCCUCAGUAUGAAUCUUCCAAGCAACACUGAGCCAUCACAGAUCAUUGAUCAACUAAGGAUGUCCGUGCAAAAAGUAGUUUUACUAUCAAACUUCUCAAAUGAUGUCAUGCUGACAAGACUCAAUUUGACCACAGUCUGCCUCUCAAACUCUACUGAAGGACAGCAGUGUCAGUGUGAGGAACAAUAUGCAUGGCCAUGUUCAUUCUGUGAUGACUUUGGUGCAUGCAACAAUGAAACUACAGAAACAUGCGACUGCAUUAAUGGACUUCCUUCAAACGGGCAAUUCUGUGAGCUACAAUCUCUUUUUGCUUCAUGUCAACCACCACCACCAACACCACCAACAACAACAGAAGUGGACAUAGUCCUCACUUUUCCAGACGACGCCGACCCAUCAGAGUUCAUUGAUCAACUGAGGAUGUUUGGGAUUACUCUGUCUUUACCAGAAAACAUCACCAAUGAAGUAGUGUUGGAAAGCCUAAAUUUGACCACAACCUGCCAGCCAAACUCUACUGAAGGACAGCAGUGUCAGUGUGAGGGACAAUAUGCAUGGCCAUGUUCAUUCUGUGAUGACUUUGGUGCAUGCAACAAUGAAACUACAGAAACAUGCGACUGCAUUAAUGGACUUCCUUCAAACGGGCAAUUCUGUGAGCUACAAUCUCUUUUUGCUUCAUGUCAACCACCACCACCAACACCACCAACAACAACAGAAGUGGACAUAGUCCUCACUUUUCCAGACGACGCCGACCCAUCAGAGUUCAUUGAUCAACUGAGGAUGUUUGGGAUUACUCUGUCUUUACCAGAAAACAUCACCAAUGAAGUAGUGUUGGAAAGCCUAAAUUUGACCACAACCUGCCAGCCAAACUCUACUGAAGGACAGCAGUGUCAGUGUGAGGGACAAUAUGCAUGGCCAUGUUCAUUCUGUGAUGACUUUGGUGCAUGCAACAAUGAAACUACAGAAACAUGCGACUGCAUUAAUGGACUUCCUUCAAACGGGCAAUUCUGUGAGCUACAAUCUCUUUUUGCCUCAUGUCAACCACCACCACCAACACCACCAACAACAACAGAAGUGGACAUAGUCCUCACUUUUCCAGACGACGCCGACCCAUCAGAGUUCAUUGAUCAACUGAGGAUGUUUGGGAUUACUCUGUCUUUACCAGAAAACAUCACCAAUGAAGUAGUGUUGGAAAGCCUAAAUUUGACCACAACCUGCCAGCCAAACUCUACUGAAGGACAGCAGUGUCAGUGUGAGGGACAAUAUGCAUGGCCAUGUUCAUUCUGUGAUGACUUUGGUGCAUGCAACAAUGAAACUACAGAAACAUGCGACUGCAUUAAUGGACUUCCUUCAAACGGGCAAUUCUGUGAGCUACAAUCUCUUUUUGCCACAUGUCAACCACCACCACCAACACCACCAACAACAACAGAAGUGGACAUAGUCCUCACUUUUCCAGACGUCGCCGACCCAUCAGAGUUCAUUAAUCAACUGAGGAUGUUUGUGAUUACUCUGUCUUUACCAGAAAACAUCACCAAUGAAGUAGUGUUGGAAAGCCUAAAUUUGACCACGACCUGCCAGCCAAACUCUACUGAAGGACAGCAGUGUCAGUGUGAGGAACAAUAUGCAUGGCCAUGUUCAUUCUGUGAUGACUUUGGUGCAUGCAACAAUGAAACUACAGAAACAUGCGACUGCAUUAAUGGACUUCCUUCAAACGGGCAAUUCUGUGAGCUACAAUCUCUUUUCGCCUCAUGUCAACCACCACCAACAACACCACCAACAACAACAGAAGUGGACAUAGUCCUCACAGUGAAUGUUCCAGACAACACCGAUCCAUCACAGUUCCUUAAUUCACUGAGGAUUGCUGUGGCUACUUUGUCGUUACCACAAAACAUCCCAGAUUCAUUGAUACGCUUAGAUUUGACCACAACAUGCUUCAUAAUGACUGCUGGAGUUCAGCAAUGUCGGUGUGAGGAUCAAUACACAUGGCCAUGCCAAUUCUGUCAAAGUUUUGGUUCGUGCAGCAAUGAACUCACAGCAAUCUGCAACUGCAUCGAUACACUUCCUCCAGAUGGGGAAUUUUGUGAGCUACAAACAAGUGACUCAAUAUGUCCAGCAAACAUCACUACAACAUUCAGUCCUCCACCAAGCACGUCCUCAACAAUCUCUGAUUCUCCUCCAAAUCCAAAUCCUUCAUUAUUUGUCCUGCCGGUGUCGUUCACCAUCGACAUGAACUUCGACCCAGAGUUCAACAACAUAAACAACUUUGUUAACAUGAGGGUUAAUAUGUCAAUAAUGACACUAGCUCCAGUGCACAUCCCAAACCUUCUGUCAGCAGAGCUCAUUAACUUCAGUGCUGGUAGCACCAUCGUUAACUUCAACCUCAUUGCAAGUGAGGCAAUUGAAGACUCGAAUGUUGACGACCUUUUGAUCGCAAUAUUUAAUAACCUGCGGGACUUGUUUCCUUUGGUGCUCGACAGUGUUGAGCCCUUAUCUUUUCAGCCAGCUGAAAUAUUCAUUGAGCAGACUCUGACUGUGAUCUGUGGGCCACCACCAGAUGAUGCAGAAUUUAAUGAGCCUUUUACAGCUGAAUGGAGUCUCAAUGGUGAAAUAAUAGCAGAAGACGCCCAACACACCAUUUCAACAGAUGAUAGAAUGUCAACGCUUACUAUCUUGAACUUCUUUUUUACUGACAAUGGAUUCUAUGAAUGUCAGCUGAUUGAUAACAACGGUAUUUUCCGGCAGCGUUCUCCCGAAUUCAUGCUUAAUGAAACACCACGAAUCCAGGUACGGCCGCUUGAAACGAGUAACUUGUGUCAGGUCGGGCAGACAGUGCCAGUGGCGUGCUCAGUCCAGGACCCCUACAUCGUGGAGUUUGACGUUGCAACCAGUUUCGACCAAGGACCUUCAAUCCAAUACCAGCAUAUGAUCACAAACUGCAGCGAAACAGAUUUUAGGGUGAAUUGUCAGGUGAUUAACUUCACUGAGUUUUCACGAGAGAUCAGACUGAGGUUUCUCACAAACGUUUCAUUCACGUGUGUUAAUGAUCCGAUAUUUGGAAAUGGACUUUUAAAUGACACGGGAAGAGCUGUUUGUCAAGACGAAGGCGAUGUUGGACAGAUGACAGCAAUAUGCAGGGAAAGUGGAGAGUGGGAAGAUGAAGAAGACAACUGCACCAACCAGAGGAUUGCGGAGUUACUCCUUCAGUCAUCGCAAUUGACUGUAAGUGGUUUGGAAGAUUUCCUGGAUGGACUCAACAGCACCGUUGUGGACCUCGCUCUGGAGGUUGCCGAGUCUCCUAACGACAUUGAGGCUAUUGUUAGGAUUCUCAACAAUGUUGGAAUCUUUGUAACAACAACAGUAUCAAAUAUAACAACAUCCCUUAUUGUCCUUAAUCCAUCUUCUAUUGAGGAUAUCCUAUCAACUACAGGUGUCCUCACCAUAGAGCAGGCUCAGGAAUCAUGGGACUUUCUUAACGCUCGAGCUGUCACUGAGGUCCUGGGAACAAGAAUUAUCACACCCAGAAACGAAAGUAUUAGUUCCUUAUUAUUGUUCUCCCUGGAGUCAGUAACAAGUCGGUUUAUUAAUGACACUUUGAACAUCGAGACACCUUUGGUUCUCCUGAACAAAACAACGUUCGCCAGCAAUUUCGGUGGGGAUUUUAACUCCACAGUGGAGAUAGACGUAUCAGACACUGGAGCAAUCACGACUCUAACUGUGCUGACCUUUGAGUCCAUGGAUAAUGUACUUCCCCCAAGAGAUGAGGACAACUCCACAGGCAGGGCGAUUAACGGGAGAGUGGUCCUCGUGCAGUCUGAUACCACAGUUAACAACAUCACGUUCGUCUUUGACAUUAUUAACCAGAUGCUACGGAGGCCUCAGUGUGUGUUCUGGAACUUUACCCUCUUCGAAGGUCUUGGAGGAUGGGAUGAUGAAGGAUGCACGUUGAUUGCAAUGGAUAGUGAAACCGUCACAUGUCGCUGUGACCAUGUGACCUCCUUCUCGAUGCUUAUGUCACCCUUUGUUCCAGCGUUUCCUGCCUUGGCCUUCAUAACCUACAUUGGCGUCGCUGUUUCCUUGGCAUCUUUAGUCAUAUGCCUUAUUAUAGAAGCAGUCGUAUGGAAAAAAAUGAAAAGGAAUGAAAUUGCUUACUUGCGCCAUAUUUCUAUUGUUAACAUUGCAUUGUCUCUCUUGAUUGCAAACAUUUGGUUCAUCAUCGGUGCCACUAUCGCUAGUCAACGACGAAGAAAUUUAGAUGCAUGCGUUGCUGCUACCUUUUUCAUCCAUUUUUUCUACCUAGCCCUUUUUUUCUGGAUGCUAGCAUCUGCCCUGUUGCUGUUGUACCACGCGGUCAACGUCUUUGGCACACUAACUAAACAGAAACGGUUGGCCAUUGGAUUUUGUCUUGGCUAUGGGGGCCCUCUGAUUAUUGCAUCCAUUACGAUAGCUGUAACUGCACCAACCAAUACUUACAUCCAAAUAACCGGGGCCUGCUGGCUCAACUGGACCCAGUCCAGAGCUCUGCUGGCAUUUGCCGUUCCGGCACUGCUUAUAGUGUUUAUAAACAUUGUGAUCCUACUUGUUGUGGCUACAAAACUCAUUCAGAGUCACAUUUCGACAAACGAUGUAUCGGAAGAUACAAGGCAAAGUUUGAAGGUCAUCAUUCGGAGCUUGACUGUCCUCACACCCUUUUUUGGAAUAACCUGGAGUCUUGGAGUAGGAACCCUCAUAGACCCAAGAAACAUUGGAAUCCACGUCACCUUUGCACUGUUCAAUUCCCUGCAGGGCUUCUUCAUUUUAGUUUUUGGAACCCUGUUGGACAGAAAGGUGCGCGACGCCAUCACAGAAAUAACUAGAUUUGGAACAACGAGCAACGAUACCCGACGCGGUAGGAAGAUCAAUUCACAGGGACAAAAAGUCGAUACCGAGACAACACAACCCACGGAUUUGACAAAUAGCACAACUGGGAUUCAUAGUAACUUUCUGUCAACGACCAACGCUGAGGCCAGCAGUAUGGUACCAUCAAGAGAACCUUCUGAAGGCAGCAAUACAUGACAAGCGCCACAGAGAUGCCUGGACGUGCGGGCCAAGCCACAAACUUAUUACUGCUGCGAUUUUCUCCGCCAUUUUGUUUCACUUGGAACAGUAGUCGUACUUAUCACAAAUGUGUGUAUUCAAACUUGGAACGGUAGUAGUACUGUUCCCAAAUGUGUGUGUUAAAGUACUCUGUAGCUCAAGGGGGGAUUUGAAGUAGUCAAUGCUUGCAAUUAUGCUGCAAAUGCACAGAUAUUCAAACAUCACAUUUAUGAAUGUUGUGUACAUGAUGUUAUAAGUAUAUGUAUAUACAUACACUUACUCUUGUGUAAUUAUCUCUGCACUUAUGUGUUAUUUAAAGGCCUACUGAAAUGAAUUUUUUUAAUUUAAACGGGGAUAGCAGAUCCAUUCUAUGUGUCAUACUUGAUCAUUUCGCGAUAUUGCCAUAUUUUUGCUUUUGCAAUGCAGCGAGAGUGAUUCGGACCGAGAAAGCGACGAUUACCCCAUUAAUUUGAACGAGGAUGAAAGAUUUGUGGAUGAGGAUAGUGAGAGUGAAGGACUACAGUGCAGUGCAGGACGUAUCUUUUUUCGCUCUGACCGUAACUUAGAUACAAGGGUUCAUUGGAUUCCACACUUUCUCCUUUUUCUAUUGUGGAUCACGGAUUGUAUUUUAAACCACCUCGGAUACUAUAUCCUCUUGAAAAUGAGAGUCGAGAACGCGAAAUGGACAUUCACAGUGACUUUUAUCUCCAAGACAAUACAUCGGCGAAGCUCUUUAGCUACUGAGCUAACGUGAUAGCAUCGGGCUCAAAUGCAGAUAGAAACAAAAUAAAUAAAUCCCUGACUGGAAGGAUAGACAGAAGAUCAACAAUACUAUUAAACCAUGGACCUGUAAAUACACUGUUAAUAAUUCCCAGCUUGGCGAAGCUUAACAAUGCUGUUGCUAACGAUGCCAUUGAAGCUAACUUAGCAACUGGACCUCACAGAGCUAUGAUAAAAACAUUAGCGCUCCACCUACGGCAGCCAGCCCUCAUCUGCUCAUCAACACCCGUGCUCACCUGCGUUCCAGCGAUCGACUGAAGGACGAAGGACUUCACCCGAUCAUCCGUGCGGUUGGCGGCUAGCGUGGGCUAGCGCGUCUGCUAUCCAAGUCAAAGUCCUCCUGGUUGUGUUGCUACAGCCAGCCGCUAAUACACCGAUCCCACCUACAACUUUCUUCUUUGCAGUCUUCAUUGUUCAUUAAACAAAUUGCAAAAGAUUCACCAACACAGAUGUCCAGAAUACUGUGGAAUUUUGAGAUGAAAACAGAGCUUUUUUGUAUUGGAUUUAAUGGGAUACCAAUACUUCCGUUUAACUAGUGACGUCACGCGCAUACAUCAUCAUAUAUAGACGUUUUCAACCGGAAGUUUAGCGGGAAAUUUAAAAUUGCACUUUAUAAGUUAACCCGGCCGUAUUGGCAUGUGUUGCAAUGUUAAGAUUUCAUCAUUGAUAUAUAAAUUAUCAGACUGCGUGGUCGGUAGUAGUGGGUUUCAGUAGGCUUUUAAAGUGUUGAUACUUUGCACCAGAUCUCCAUGAUCAGACCAAUCAAGCACUUUAUGUUCAUGUUAUUAAUUUCUCACGCGUGUCUUUACAGUAACACAGGUAAUACAAUGCAUUUUACAAUAUAACUAUAAUAUUUUGUAUAUACACUGCAUAUAUCAUUAAUAUACAGUAUAUUUGAAUUAUUAAAUUGUUACGUGUGUCUUUACAGUAGCAUAAUGUAACUAUAAUAUUUUGUGUGUAAACUGUAUAUAUCAUUAAUACACAAUGUAAUAUAAUUACACAUGCAGUUAAUGUGCAUAACACUUG